This is a messenger RNA of Bombina bombina (fire-bellied toad), 2307 nucleotides long. RefSeq names its product calcium voltage-gated channel auxiliary subunit beta 1 (gene CACNB1). Gene Ontology annotation, biological process: regulation of voltage-gated calcium channel activity; calcium ion transmembrane transport; chemical synaptic transmission. NCBI's taxonomy places the organism in Eukaryota, Metazoa, Chordata, Amphibia, Anura, Bombinatoridae. Gene Ontology annotation, molecular function: protein binding; high voltage-gated calcium channel activity. Bases 435 to 1844 code for a protein of 469 amino acids. The transcript has 12 exons. The record is from RefSeq and is a predicted model, not a curated record. Gene Ontology annotation, cellular component: voltage-gated calcium channel complex.
GUGUGAAUGAUCAGCCAAACUAAAGGGUGAGGGAGUGAGUGACUUGAACAUAAGAAAUAAGUGUGAAUGAGUGUAAAACCCUAUGUGUGUGUUAGUACAGUAUUGUAGUGUUUUUACUAAGGUGCCUAACAUUGUUAAUAUUGAAUUUUUGUAUGUAGCCUAAAGUUAGAAACUGUCUAUUGUUCCUGGGGUGAAUGAAGUUGGGUGUGGUAAGUGAUAUACCAUGGGUAACACUGUGCACUUGUGUGUCUAACAGUGUGUGUCAGUGUUCCUAUGUACUUCAUGGUUACUGUGAGUGAGUGUAUAACAUACUGUGUAAGUUUUAUAUGCAAGGCCUUAAUUAGCUGUGUGUUAGUAGUUGUGUUUGUGGUAAUACUGACUGGGAUCAGUGUAGUAAGGUACAGGACAGAGUACAGGAGACCAUUACAUCAGACAUGUACCUGUAUGGGCUGGAUCAGGAGGGGUCUGCAGAAUCCUACACCAGUCGCCCAUCAGAUUCUGAUGUGUCCCUAGAGGAGGAUCGAGAGGCACUAAGGAAAGAGGCAGAACGUCAUGCAUUGGCACAGCUGGAGAAAGCCAAGACUAAGCCGGUGGCCUUUGCCGUUCGGACGAAUGUAGGAUAUAAUCCAUCACCUGGGGAUGAAGCCCCUGUGCAAGGGAUGUCCAUCAAUUUUGAGCCCAAAGAUUUCCUACACAUUAAGGAGAAAUAUAACAAUGACUGGUGGAUAGGACGUGCUGUGAGGGAGGGCUGUGAGGUUGGUUUUAUUCCCAGUCCUGUAAAGUUGGAGCACAUGAGGCUUCUUCAAGAACAGAAAAUGAGACAGAGCCGGCUCAGCUCCAGCAAAUCCAUUGGAAACUCAAACAGUUUAGGUGAUGUGGUUACUGGAACCCGCAGGCACACACCGCCAGCCACAGGUCCUCUGGAAUCCCCCUUAGCUUAUGAUAUAGAUCAAGUUGAUUUAGAGUAUGAUGAGACUGAAGCUCAGGGUGCUCAACGCUCCCCUCUGAACAGUGUGGGGAGUGUAACAACCCCCCCGGCUAGCACCAAGCGCAACCCUUUCUUUAAAAAGACAGAGCACAUCCCCCCAUAUGAUGUAGUUCCCUCCAUGAGGCCAAUCAUACUAGUGGGACCCUCGUUAAAAGGAUAUGAGGUUACAGAUAUGAUGCAGAAAGCACUGUUUGACUUCUUGAAGCAUCGGUUUGACGGCAGAAUCUCCAUUACUCGGGUUACAGCUGACAUCUCUUUGGCUAAGCGAUCUGUACUGAACAAUCCAAGUAAACACAAUAUCAUGGAGCGGUCCAACACCCGAUCUAGCCUAGCGGAAGUGCAGAGUGAAAUAGAGCGAAUCUUUGAGCUGGCCCGCACUCUACAGCUGGUUGCCCUGGAUGCAGACACUAUCAACCAUCCAGCACAGCUUGCCAAAACUUCCCUGGCACCAAUUAUAGUUUACAUUAAAAUCACAUCUCCCAAAGUAUUACACAGGUUGAUAAAAUCCAGAGGAAAAUCACAAGCAAAACAUUUAAAUGUACAGAUGGUCGCAGCAGACAAAUUAGCUCAAUGCCCCCCGGAAAUGUUUGACAUCAUCUUGGACGAAAAUCAACUGGAGGAUGCCUGUGAGCACCUUGCGGAGUAUUUAGAGGCCUACUGGAAAGCCACCCAUCCCCCAAGCAUUAAUCCACCCAAUCCACUGCUCAACCGUACCCUGGCCACAGCAGCCCUAGCUUCCAGUCCCGCACCUGUCUCCAACCUCCAGGUGCAAGUGCUUACCUCUCUAAAACAGAAUCUGUGGGGUGGCCGUGGGGAGCCAGAAGCAGCCCCCCGAGUGGAGGAGCAUGCUGUGUAAUAGAGAGGAUGUAUCUGGUUGCAGGGCUUUAGUAUUCAUCUCCACAACACGUAAUGGAUUAAUGAAUUAUUUUUGUGGCAAAAAAAACAUAAUUGGAAGCAUUUAAGUGUGGAAUUAGGAUAAUAGAAUAAUGCUCUGUUGCUCUCAGAUAAAACAUUGCAAACUUGUGGGGGCUGCAUACACCUAUAUAAUUAAAUCAAUGCAUUUAGCCUCAUAGUUGCUGCUGACAGUAUUUUCCCCUUCCCAGUUCUUCCCUUCCAAUUCCAACAAACCCAGAAAGUCCUGUAUGUAAACGGACACCUCAUAUUCCAACAUGUUUCUUCAUAUUCCCAUCUAUCCAACAUAUCCUACCCUUGGCAUUGAUGUCUGCACCUUAGAAUACGUUGACAUACUGGAGCAAAACAUACCUCAAAAUGUUUGAUUUAUUGUGCAGUGCUGUCAAAAUAUAAUUGUGCCUUCUUUA